Cooperia oncophora is the source of this 795-nucleotide messenger RNA. The record is from the annotation of a GenBank genome assembly. Lineage: Eukaryota; Metazoa; Nematoda; Chromadorea; Rhabditida; Trichostrongylidae.
GAGCCGGAACCAAGACGACGAAACGCGCCCCUCAGGACGAAUCCAACGGCUGUUUCGAUUGCAGGAAACCCAUACGUAGCCCCCUAUAGUUCAUUCAAUGCGGAGCCGUACACAGUUGAGGAACUGACAGCACGUCAAUUCCGCACUGUGUUCGACUACAUCACAACUAACAACGUCCUGAGAGACUACAUCAGGAACAUCACGAUCCCGUCAGACUUCGAUGCAGUCUCCCAGUCCAAUAUACUACUGAUAAGACGCCAGCCCCUCGACAUCAGAUACACCCAUCUAAUGGGCUGGAUCCACGAAUUGACUCAUAGUAUUACUUCCAUUUCAGUCAACCGAGAUCUACUCCAGGAACUACUUAUCCCCCGUCUAUUUAAGUGGGACGACGACACGGACUACUUUAGAGCCACCCUUCAGCUGGUCGGCUUAACUGAGCAAAAAGUCAUGGAAAUACUCCAACAUUGCUCAGCCGUCACAGCUCAUGCCACACGCAUGAUCAGAGUGAUGGAAGCCCACCAAAUGGUCCACAUCAUGAACCGUAAAACGGUUCGCGUCACAGCUGAAGACGAACAAUAUAGAUUCCAGUCGGCGUUCUACAAUCCCCCUCCGUGGUCGGACGAACCUAGUUCGUACAUCCAGACUUUACGCUGGUGGCGCGAGAACUACUCCGACGCGUUGCUAAUAAGAAGAACAGAUCUUGAGGUCGCUUCGAUAGGAUACAACAGGAACACGCUCGCGGGUAUCCUCCAACUGCCCCAGAGCAGUCGUCGCAACGACCCGCGACAACGAUAA